Gorilla gorilla gorilla (western lowland gorilla) is the source of this 5114-nucleotide messenger RNA. RefSeq names its product golgi glycoprotein 1 (gene GLG1). Bases 333 to 3893 code for a protein of 1186 amino acids. NCBI's taxonomy places the organism in Eukaryota, Metazoa, Chordata, Mammalia, Primates, Hominidae. The transcript has 26 exons. Gene Ontology annotation, molecular function: fibroblast growth factor binding. Gene Ontology annotation, cellular component: Golgi membrane. The record is from RefSeq and is a predicted model, not a curated record.
AUUCUACCGGCCAUUUUGGUUGUGGCAACCCCAAUUCCCUUGAUUUUUUUUUUUUUUUUUGUGACAGCAAAGGGAAUUAGAGUAGGCCGCCCUGCCCGGGCUUUUUAAGAAACCCCAGCAACCCCCCCGGGUAAGGAGCGCCGCUCUCCCGCCCGCCGGUCCAGGGUGUGUGCGGUUUCCAGCACGGCCUCCUCCUUCGCCCCACUCUGGGUUCGCGGGUCGGCGCCGGCGGGGCGGGGCUCGGCAGGGCCACGCUGCUACGCCCAGCGUCUCCGCCCCCUCAUUUAAAUACGCGGCGCUUGCGAGUGCGUCGAGCUCGCCGCGGACUCAAGAUGGCGGCGUGUGGACGUGUACGGAGGAUGUUCCGCUUGUCGGCGGCGCUGCAUCUGCUGCUGCUAUUCGCGGCCGGGGCCGAGAAACUCCCCGGCCAGGGCGUCCACAGCCAGGGCCAGGGUCCCGGGGCCAACUUUGUGUCCUUCGUAGGGCAGGCCGGAGGCGGCGGCCCGGCGGGUCAGCAGCUGCCCCAGCUGCCUCAGUCAUCGCAGCUCCAGCAGCAGCAGCAGCAGCAGCAACAGCAGCAGCAGCAACAGCAACAGCAACAGCAGCCUCAGCCGCCGCAGCCGCCUUUCCCGGCGGGUGGGCCUCCGGCCCGGCGGGGAGGAGCGGGGGCUGGUGGGGGCUGGAAGCUGGCGGAGGAAGAGUCCUGCAGGGAGGACGUGACCCGCGUGUGCCCUAAGCACACCUGGAGCAACAACCUGGCGGUGCUCGAGUGCCUGCAGGAUGUGAGGGAGCCUGAAAAUGAAAUUUCUUCAGACUGCAAUCAUUUGUUGUGGAAUUAUAAGCUGAACCUAACUACAGACCCCAAAUUUGAAUCUGUGGCCAGAGAGGUUUGCAAAUCUACUAUAACAGAGAUUAAAGAAUGUGCUGAUGAACCGGUUGGAAAAGGUUACAUGGUUUCCUGCUUGGUGGAUCACCGAGGCAACAUCACUGAGUAUCAGUGUCACCAGUACAUUACCAAGAUGACGGCCAUCAUUUUUAGUGAUUACCGUUUAAUCUGUGGCUUCAUGGAUGACUGCAAAAAUGACAUCAACAUUCUGAAAUGUGGCAGUAUUCGGCUUGGAGAAAAGGAUGCACAUUCACAAGGUGAGGUGGUAUCAUGCUUGGAGAAAGGCCUGGUGAAAGAAGCAGAAGAAAGAGAACCCAAGAUUCAAGUUUCUGAACUCUGCAAGAAAGCCAUUCUCCGGGUGGCUGAGCUGUCAUCGGAUGACUUUCACUUAGACCGGCAUUUAUAUUUUGCUUGCCGAGAUGAUCGGGAGCGUUUUUGUGAAAAUACACAAGCUGGUGAGGGCAGAGUGUAUAAGUGCCUCUUUAACCAUAAAUUUGAAGAAUCCAUGAGUGAAAAGUGUCGAGAAGCACUUACAACCCGCCAAAAGCUGAUUGCCCAGGAUUAUAAAGUCAGUUAUUCAUUGGCCAAAUCCUGUAAAAGUGACUUGAAGAAAUACCGGUGCAAUGUGGAAAACCUUCCGCGAUCGCGUGAAGCCAGGCUCUCCUACUUGUUAAUGUGCCUGGAGUCAGCUGUACACAGAGGGCGACAAGUCAGCAGUGAGUGCCAGGGGGAGAUGUUGGAUUACCGACGCAUGUUGAUGGAAGACUUUUCUCUGAGCCCUGAGAUCAUCCUAAGCUGUCGGGGGGAGAUUGAACACCAUUGUUCUGGAUUACAUCGAAAAGGGCGGACCCUACACUGUCUGAUGAAAGUAGUUCGAGGGGAGAAGGGGAACCUUGGAAUGAACUGCCAGCAGGCGCUUCAAACACUGAUUCAGGAGACUGACCCUGGUGCAGAUUACCGCAUUGAUCGAGCUUUGAAUGAAGCUUGUGAAUCUGUAAUCCAGACAGCCUGCAAACAUAUAAGAUCUGGAGACCCGAUGAUCUUGUCGUGCCUGAUGGAACAUUUAUACACAGAGAAGAUGGUAGAAGACUGUGAACACCGUCUCUUAGAGCUGCAGUAUUUCAUCUCCCGGGAUUGGAAGCUGGACCCUGUCCUGUACCGCAAGUGCCAGGGAGACGCUUCUCGUCUUUGCCACACCCACGGUUGGAAUGAGACCAGUGAAUUUAUGCCUCAGGGAGCUGUGUUCUCUUGUUUAUACAGACACGCCUACCGCACUGAGGAACAGGGAAGGAGGCUCUCACGGGAGUGCCGAGCUGAAGUCCAAAGGAUCCUACACCAGCGUGCCAUGGAUGUCAAGCUGGAUCCUGCCCUCCAGGAUAAGUGCCUGAUUGAUCUGGGAAAAUGGUGCAGUGAGAAAACAGAGACUGGACAGGAGCUGGAGUGCCUCCAGGACCAUCUGGAUGACUUGGUGGUGGAGUGUAGAGAUAUAGUUGGCAACCUCACUGAGUUAGAAUCAGAGGAUAUUCAAAUAGAAGCCUUGCUGAUGAGAGCCUGUGAGCCCAUAAUUCAGAACUUCUGCCACGAUGUGGCAGAUAACCAGAUAGACUCUGGGGACCUGAUGGAGUGUCUGAUACAGAACAAACACCAGAAGGACAUGAACGAGAAGUGUGCCAUCGGAGUCACCCACUUCCAGCUGGUGCAGAUGAAGGAUUUUCGGUUUUCUUACAAGUUUAAAAUGGCCUGCAAGGAGGACGUGUUGAAGCUUUGCCCAAACAUAAAAAAGAAGGUGGACGUGGUGAUCUGCCUGAGCACGACCGUGCGCAAUGACACUCUGCAGGAAGCCAAGGAGCACAGGGUGUCCCUGAAGUGCCGCAGGCAGCUCCGCGUGGAGGAGCUGGAGAUGACGGAGGACAUCCGCUUGGAGCCAGAUCUGUAUGAAGCCUGCAAGAGUGACAUCAGAAACUACUGUUCCGCUGUGCAAUAUGGCAACGCUCAGAUUAUCGAAUGUCUGAAAGAAAACAAGAAGCAGCUAAGCACCCGCUGCCACCAAAAAGUAUUUAAGCUGCAGGAGACAGAAAUGAUGGACCCAGAGCUAGACUACACCCUCAUGAGGGUCUGCAAGCAGAUGAUAAAGAGGUUCUGUCCAGAAGCAGAUUCUAAAACCAUGUUGCAGUGCUUGAAGCAAAAUAAAAACAGUGAAUUGAUGGAUCCCAAAUGCAAACAGAUGAUAACCAAGCGCCAGAUCACCCAGAACACAGAUUACCGCUUAAACCCCAUGCUAAGAAAAGCCUGUAAAGCUGACAUUCCUAAAUUCUGUCAUGGUAUCCUGACUAAGGCCAAGGAUGAUUCAGAAUUAGAAGGACAAGUCAUCUCUUGCCUGAAGCUGAGAUAUGCUGACCAGCGCCUGUCUUCAGACUGCGAAGACCAGAUCCGAAUCAUUAUCCAGGAGUCCGCCCUGGACUACCGCCUGGAUCCUCAGCUCCAGCUGCACUGCUCAGACGAGAUCUCCAGUCUAUGUGCUGAAGAAGCAGCAGCCCAAGAGCAGACAGGUCAGGUGGAGGAGUGCCUCAAGGUCAACCUGCUCAAGAUCAAAACAGAAUUGUGUAAAAAGGAAGUGCUAAACAUGCUGAAGGAAAGCAAAGCAGACAUCUUUGUUGACCCGGUACUUCAUACUGCUUGUGCCCUGGACAUUAAACACCACUGCGCAGCCAUCACCCCUGGCCGCGGGCGUCAAAUGUCCUGUCUCAUGGAAGCACUGGAGGAUAAGCGGGUGAGGUUACAGCCCGAGUGCAAAAAGCGCCUCAAUGACCGGAUUGAGAUGUGGAGUUACGCAGCAAAGGUGGCCCCAGCAGAUGGCUUCUCUGAUCUUGCCAUGCAAGUAAUGACGUCUCCAUCUAAGAACUACAUUCUCUCUGUGAUCAGUGGGAGCAUCUGUAUAUUGUUCCUGAUUGGCCUGAUGUGUGGACGGAUCACCAAGCGAGUGACACGAGAGCUCAAGGACAGGUAGAGCCACCUUGACCACCAAAGGAACUACCUAUCCAGUGCCCAGUUUGUACAGCCCUCUUGUAUAGCAUCCCCACUCACCUCGCUCUUCUCAGAGGUGACACCAACCCCGUGUUAGAGCAUCAGCAGGUGUCCACUGCGUUGUCCCGUCCAGCCUCCACUCGUGUCCAUGGUGUCCUCCUCCUCCUCACCGUGCAGCAGCAGCAGCUGGCCGCUGGGGUUACUGCCUUUGUUUGGCAAACUUGGGUUUACCUGCCUGUAGACAAGUCUCUCUCAUACCAACAGAACUUCCGGUACUUCCAGAACCAACUCACCUGACCUGCAACUCAAAGGCUUUUUUUAAGAAAACCACCAAAAAAAAAAAUUUUUUUUAAAGAAAAAAAUGUAUAUAGUAACGCAUCUCCUCCAGGCUUGAUUUGGGCAAUGGGGUUAUGUCUUUCAUAUGACUGUGUAAAACAAAGACAGGACUUGGAGGGGAAGCACACUACCCAGUGUGCCAUGACUGAGGUGUCUCGUUCAUCUCUCAGAAGCACCUGGGGGCCUCGCCAGGGCCGUGGUCUUCACCGAGGCGUGGGUGGGCAGCCGUUCCCCAGGCUGUGUGGGGUCCUGCUUUCUUCUGCUGAGACAGUGACGCUUUCCAGUUUCCACCCUAAUCAGCCACUGCUGGUCACAGCCCCACGGCCAUGGGUAUUUCUGUGGUCUCCUCACUUCAUUGAAGCAAAGCAUGAGCCUCCCUAGACAAGGGCAGCUGGGGAGGGGAAGGGACCGGAAGUUUGUGAAGUUGAACAGUCCAUCCAUCUGCACUGAGAGGCUGGAUCCCGAGUCCCGGGGCAGCAGGAUCCCAGGAACCUUCCUCCUCCAGGGCAGCACAGGACUCAGCCGUGUCUGGACCGUCCCUGCUGAGGCUACAGUCACUCUGGAAGCUCUGCGCUUCAUCAGGAGGCGGGACUGUGGCGGGAGGGGUCCUUGAAGAUGGGUGUGGGGAGCAGUGGGGCAGGAAGUGGGAGCCAGAGGUUUGACUCAGUUUGCUGUAUUUUUCAGGCUACAGUACAGGUCAGAGACAAUGGCUUAUAAAGGUUUAGUGUGGUCUCAGGAUGUGACAGGCAGGCCAGCCUGACCUUUCUGCACACUCCAGACAAACUUCCCAGACAAGCUCCUUUGUGCCUCUACGUGGAGAGGGUGUGGAAAGUUAUCACAUUAAAAGAUGGAGGAUUUGCUCUGUUUA